GUACAGUCUGUGCCAUGAUCAGGUUUGUUUUCCUGUUGCUUUUUUCAGUCCUGGGCAGGCGCAUUCAUGCUGAAGAAACCAGGCGAUAUUUGGAACCUUCCACCUUUGGAUUUUCUGUAUCACUAGAGGCCAUGCUGCCGCUUUUAAAAUUAAAAGAAAAGACUGUGGCAAACCUACGCAGCUAUGCGGAAACUUUGGAGCAGCAACUGGCAGAUGUCCAACUAGCCAUUCGGAUGUACGAGGAUCUGCACAGGCAGGCGAGCUUAAAUGCUAUGAAUAUAAUACAUCAGUUCGCAGUGGUGCGUCACAUGCAUCUGGAUUGGGCCAAGUGGGUUAGUGUCAUGCGGCCUCAGGUGGAAAAAAUACAGAUACAGAUACUGACGGAGCUGCAGCCACAAAUGCCCACGAACAUGGACAUGGUGGAGGCCCUCAAAGGCAUGCAGCGCAUACAGUUUACUUAUGCGUUGGAACCAGGGGACAUAGCCAAGGGAAACCUGCGCGGCAGACAAUACAAGGCUAAGCGGUGGGGAGCCUUUGAGACAUUUGUCUUUGGAGUUCUAUGCCAACUUCAAGGGUAUUACAAGGACGCUGACGCUUGGCUAAAACUAACUAAGGAAAGCUACAAGUGGCAUGCCAAUCCCAGACAGCUGGAGUUCCGUCACUGGACCUAUGCGCAUGUCUUGGAGUACUUAAUGCUUGCCAACAUAGGCCUGGGUAAAUUUGAGACUGCUUUGGAACAUGCCAAAGAACUGUUGGUACUACAGCCCUACGAUGAAUACAUCCAAGCUAAAGCACAAGAACUUGGUACGAAAUCAGAUGAGCACAAACCAGAACCAUCAUUGCCCAUAGAUUCGGAUGCGGAGCUGCUCAAGAGAUUGUGCCGUCAGAAUCAGUCAUUGCCUGCUGGGAGGCUGCACUGUCGUUAUACGCGGGAAAAUGCCUUUGUACGCUUAGCCCCAUUUAAAAUGGAAGAACUUUCCCUUAGUCCAGCGAUCAGUAUCUAUCACGAUGUGCUCAGCAAUGAAGAGCUGGCUAUUGUUAAGCGUUUGGCAAGUCCGCUUUUGACACGGAACCGAAUAACAUACAGGGAAAUUGACAGUUUCACGGACUACAUGGCCACUCGUCCAUGGCAAUCAGCAGAGCUAAGCGGGUCAAUGCAUGCGAUAAUUAACACCUUGAAUCGAAGGAUACGCCUUGCCAUUCAUGCACCCGGAAGUUCCCUCAAGUCCGAAGAUCUGCAAGUCAGAAACUUUGGCAUUGGCGGACACUUCCUGGAGCAUACCCCAGGCGAUAAAGAUGUCGUCACUGCCCUGCUUUAUCUGAGUAAUGUCGAGCAAGGAGGUGAAACACAUUUUCCCUCUCUAAAUCUACGGGUGACUCCACAAAAGGGUUCGCUUCUGGUAUGGCCCAGGACAGGCAAUUCCCACAUUGAGUGUCCCGUCAUUGUGGGCAAUAAGUGGGUCGCCACGAAACGGAUACAAUUAUUUAUUGGAUGAUAAAUAAAUAAAUAAAUGAAAAUAAAAUCGAUAAAAAUUAAUAUACAUAUUAGCGUAGCUAUAUAAGUACCUAUAAAAUACCUGACACAGUUUCCCUGUUAGCUGUGGGGCAACUGGAACAAGAGUCAAGCAUGAAGCAUCCCGAUAUCAUAUUAGCCAAGCAUCUCAAAAAGUUAUUGAUUCAUAUGGUCUUUCAGAUCAGUUUACAGUGGCCCUUGCCAUGGUUAAAUUGUGCCUGUUCUUUCUGCUUCUGAUGGCUGCUGAUUGCACCCAAUCUGGGGAAGAGAAUCCAGAAGAUGUUACCACACAGGAAACAGAUGACUUUACGUACAACUGGUCCCAUGAAUCUUUGCUACAAAUUCCCGUAAGUGCAAUAAGCCCUUAAAACCGCAUCACUGUUAAACACUAAUUUGAUCGUCUCAUUUUUCAGUUGCAGACCUAUCCUCCCAAGACUACAGACUAUUGGCGCUAGAUUUGCAGAGAAAGCUAUUAAUAAAUGUAACGUAACCCCACGAAGAUCUGGGGAAUAAUCAA
Molecule: messenger RNA, 2030 nt
Organism: Drosophila obscura
Lineage: Eukaryota; Metazoa; Arthropoda; Insecta; Diptera; Drosophilidae
Product: prolyl 4-hydroxylase subunit alpha-1-like
Exons: 6
Coding region: 15-1496 (493 amino acids)
Biological process (GO): peptidyl-proline hydroxylation to 4-hydroxy-L-proline
Cellular component (GO): endoplasmic reticulum
Molecular function (GO): procollagen-proline 4-dioxygenase activity; protein binding; L-ascorbic acid binding
Source: RefSeq, a predicted model, not a curated record